This is a messenger RNA of Patella vulgata (common limpet), 1904 nucleotides long. RefSeq names its product homeobox protein SMOX-3. Gene Ontology annotation, biological process: regulation of transcription by RNA polymerase II. Gene Ontology annotation, molecular function: DNA-binding transcription factor activity, RNA polymerase II-specific; sequence-specific double-stranded DNA binding. Gene Ontology annotation, cellular component: nucleus. The record is from RefSeq and is a predicted model, not a curated record. The transcript has 3 exons. Bases 749 to 1831 code for a protein of 360 amino acids. NCBI's taxonomy places the organism in Eukaryota, Metazoa, Mollusca, Gastropoda, Patellidae.
CAUUAUUUUAUAUCAUAUACAACAUGGACGAUGGUCAGUACAUAUAAUCAUUGUGCUGCGUGGUAAGAUUGAAUCUUUGGACGUUAGUUGAUUCAAACAAUCAAAACAAAUGAUGUUUUAUCUUACUAUGGCAUAUGUGCCUGCCUACAUGUAUGUAUAGCAAUACGUAUAUAAAUAUAAUAUGUAAUUAUCUACGAAAUGGAUAGUAACAUCGCAAUAGAAUGUUCAAUAGCUCGUCAAUCUACACUAAUUACAAGUUACACAUGAAUUAGCUCUCUUGUACACAGCGUAGCCUCCUUGCUUUUUAAUUAGCUGUGUUGUAGAUUGCUAUCCAUUAUGGGCGUCGAUAGGUGUUAAUAACCUCGCUGGCCAUUAAUUAAAUGAUCUAGCGCCAGCCCCAGCGAUUAAUUAUAUAGAUUACAACGAGUCAGGGUUUAGAUGCCUGGUCGAGAACACAAAGGCAACCCGUUGAUUGUUGUUUUAAAACACUAACCAAGCGAAUUUUCAAUACUGAGAUGAGUACGCCACUGACGUUAAUUAACGCUCAGACCAUCUUUCAGAUAACUAUACGUUAAUCCCGUAUUAUUGUAUUAGUUCGGCUUACCUUGCGUCCCAAUCAAAAUACCAGGGAAGCUUUGUUCAUUUAAGAUAUAGGUGUUUACCUUUAUGAUAUACCAUGUUGGCUUAGAUGUUACGACCUCUAAUUAGUAAUGGUUAGUGGAUAUUUGGACAAAGAAAUCAGAGUUCAAUGUGGAAACAGAAUAUUGUAAGGACUAUGUCUAAUUCAAAUACAGAAUCCAAUGGCCAUUAUGGCAACAAACUGAAAAGAAACAGAACAUAUUUUAGUCCGUUUCAAACCAAAGCAAUGGAAGAAGUGUUUCGUAACAGUCAUUUUCCUGACAAACAACAGAUAGAAAGCUUAUCCAGACAUAUAGAUGUAACAGAUAGAUCUUUACAGGUUUGGUUUCAGAAUCGCAGAGCAAGACUAAGGAAAGCUUCACCUCGAUCACUGACGGAAGUAAUGGUAGAGAGUUUUGAUAACUCUGCCACAGGAAAGAAAACGUCCACACCGAAAAGUCGUUUAGAAUCAAAAUCACAUCCAUACUUUCCGAUACCAAAAAAUACACCAAACACUUCGGCGAAACAGGAACAUAAAGUAAAAGAGGAGUCUGAACAAGGAAUUCGCUAUCAGUUGCAUAGAACACAAGAUACAGAAACCGUGUCGAAUAAAGAAUCAACCACCCCCGCACGUAUUGAGAACUGCCACGUUAAGUGGGGUCCUCCAGAAUGUGGGCAAUCCGAUCCUGGAUCGACUCCACCGACAUCUGCAUUACGUUUAGUAGAAGAGAUCAAGAGCCCAGAGAAACUGAACGAUGACUAUACAUUUAUGCAAAUGAACUAUCAAACGAGUUGUGGCAAUGUUUUGGAUUUAAGUUCUUCGAGCAACUUGUGCAAAACUCCUAGUCCAAAAAAAAAUAAAACGGCUUUCCACAGUCCAGUAUUACAACAAUCUCCUGAUGAACAUUCUUCUGUUUUAAACCUUUGCGUGCGUGAUAACAGCGAAACAGAAGCACGGAUCAAUUCUCCAUCCAAAUCCAAAUCCCCGAAACUUACACCAGCAGCUCUUUUCCCUAAUAUUGUUCACCCCUACCAUAUGUACGGUUAUCCUCCGGGCGUUCAAUGUUUUCCACCAAUCCCGAUGCAACCUUAUCACCCAGCAAUGUUCCCGUUUCCCGCCACACUCAACCAAUCUGAACUAAAUAGAGUGACGUAUUUUCCCAUUCCCUAUCCGCAAGAAAUAACAAUAAAGAAAGAAAAAGUUAAGAAGUAACACCUCAAGAAAAUUCCUGUUCUACUAUUUUGGAAAUCUAGUGUGUUGUGUAGAUUUUCUAAAUGAGUUAAUA